Messenger RNA from Owenia fusiformis, 2051 nucleotides. NCBI's taxonomy places the organism in Eukaryota, Metazoa, Annelida, Polychaeta, Sabellida, Oweniidae. The record is from the annotation of a GenBank genome assembly.
AAGACCUGUUCAUGUACCGUGUUGACGACCAAGACAAACAACAGCCUGCCAAAUUCACUCUAGCAUUCCUCAUGGAAAAAUAAUUCUGAGCUGUAUCAGACAUUUUUGUCAUCUAGUUAUGAUUCUAGGAUUUAUAUAAAGCUGUGGAAAACGUUGUUUAUUGAUAGCUUGUGAUAUUGAGUGAAUAUGACUGAUUUAAAGGAGGAAGAAGAGGAGCUAAUAUUGCGGAGUAUUUCAAGAGUGAGUACCAAGACUCCGAAACAGAGUGCCAGGUCUAGGUACGUCCGAACACCAGCAUCUAAGCUACAUAGUCAAAGGAAGUCCAAUCUGAGCAGCCUUAGUCAAGGAGUUCUUAUUACUCAAUUGGCAGACAGUGACAGUGACUCGGAUUAUGACACUGACUUGGAUGAAGAUGAGCCAAAGCCACCCAGUCCAGAAAAAGUUAUAUAUGAAAAAGUGUGUAAGGAUGUGGGAGUGACACCUAUAAGCUACUACUAUAGACAUAUGAAAAAUAAAGAUUUUACUCUGCGCUAUCGUUACCCUGGUGGAAAAGGGUCGAGAGCAUUGUCCAUUCCUAUGCAGUUAAACAAACAGAUUGAAAAACUAGAUCUGACAGAUAAUUGUUUGGGACCAGGAGGAACAAGAUGUUUUACUGCAAUGUUAACAGAGAACACUAAUAUAACAGAAUUGAAUCUUUCAUUCAACAACAUUGGAAGAAGAGGGGCUAUUUUCUUGAGAGAUGAACUUGUGGAAAACACAAUUCUCAAGAAAGUGGAUAUUUCUGGAAAUGGCUUUGGGGACAAAGAAGCACAUUAUUUUGCCGAUAUCAUAAAAGGCAACCACUACAUUACAGAGUUGAACCUGAGUCACAAUGACUUUUGUUCUGAGGGUGCAAUAUUACUAGGACCUGCAAUAGCUCAUAAUGGUUACAUUGAGUAUCUAGACUUGAGUUGGAACCACAUCCGGCUGAAGGGGGCAGAAAUCAUCGCUGACAGUCUUAAGACCAACAAUGUAUUGAAGGUGCUGAAUCUUUCCAACAAUGGGUUUGCCAACCAGGGUGCUAUAGCAAUAGGUGAGUCUCUACAGAUGAACAACACACUCGAAGACCUAGAUCUCUCCAACAACCGCAUUGCGCCGGGUGGAGCUAUUGUAUUUUCCCAGCACUUACAUAGGAAUACCGGACUAAAAAUACUCAAGAUGGGAAUUAAUCCAAUUUUGUUCACAGGCGCAGUGGCAAUAAUCAAAGCAAUCGCAACAAGUGCCAAGAAUACUGUGUAUAGACUGGAUCUAACGAAAGUGACUGUCCACCAAGAGUUUAUGGACUGGGUCGCAGAUCUCCAGUUACGGAGACAUUUUGAAGUGAAGGUUGGUUUCUUGUCACGUGCCAAGGAGACGAAAGGGAUGUGGCGCGAAAAAGUGAAUAUGAUGAAUCCGUUACUCGUACUUUGUAUCUUCAUGCGUGAACAAGGAUUAAGAAUUCUUGAUCUGUUUAAGAACAUGGACAAGGAUCACAAUUAUUCAUUAACUCGCGAUGAGUUUAAAACUGGCUUACAGAGCGUCCAGUUCCCAUUGACGGAAGGGCAACUAGAUGAACUCAUGGAAAUAUUAGACACAGACAAAAACGGAGAAGUUGACAUUGCGGAGAUUCUUGCGAUCAACCGGAAACAUGCCAAUGUAAAGAUGAAGGCCAACAAGUUAGUUGCUGCUGAAAAGGAACGCAAACGUCUUGAGCGAGCCAGAGCUAAGCUUCCAAAACUGAAAUCAAACAAUAAUCUUGUAGUCAUUGAGAGCACAUUUGAUGACGACAAUGAGGAUACUAUGUGGGACACUUUAGAGGUUAUGCAGCGAUACUGAACUUAAACAAAACUUUUACAUUAAAGUGAUACUCACAUUACAAGUUUUGCAUUUUUUCCAUUGCCAUAAUGUGAUCAUUGGGUGCAUCAUUUUUGCCCCUUAUAGGGUGGUGACUUUAACUAGGGUGAGCGGUAUGGCGAUCACGGCGUAAUGACUUUUAGUAUUAUGGUGAAAAAAGAGGAGGGAAAACCCCAUGA